CUCCCGUACGACCGACGGCCGUCCGUUCCCCCCGUCAGUGCUACCAUCAGCAGCGAUUUCUGGGCCUCUGCGGCGACGAUUCAUCAUGGCGUCUGUAGAGGAGUUGGAUUACGAGUCUGUAGAGGAGUUGGAUUACGAGUUUGAUGUGGAGGAUCUUGAGCCUCAUUUUUACGGCAAGUCGUCUGUAGAGAAGUUGGAGGACAAGUUUGAGGUGGAGGGCUUCAAACCCUUUGGUUACCACGAGGCUACAUGGGUGGGCAGGGCCAAGGAGGAGAUGGAGAGGCAACGCCGAAAUAAAGAGGACAAGGAGCAAAAGGAAGCAGAGAAUGAGCGGAGAGCCAAGGCGCACAAAGAAGUCAGGGAUUCAAUCAUAGAGUAUGAUCCCAAGGUGGGGCACAAAGUCUUCACUCGCUUUUUCCUCAGAGAUUUCUCCGUCUUCGACAUCAACGAAAAGUCGCCCAUCCCGGCAAUGCGAUACACCGAUAGUAGGCACGAAGAUGAGUUUCGGCUAGAAGACUCUGCAAACAUUCUCUCUGUCAGCAUAGUCUCAUCAGAUGUAGGCUUCCCAGUAAAUGUCUAUGGCAGUGUCAUUGCCAGAGAUAGCAUCGACUACAAGUGCAUUUAUCUCUUACACCGCCAUAGAGAUGAUUGCCAGCCCAUCAAGCUACAGGAUGAAAUGUUGGUGUUAAAUGGCCCAGGACGAGGUUUAGUGUUGGUUGAUUUUAUCUAUCUAGAAAUAGAUCUUAAGAUCAAGGAAGAUGGCGUGCAUCCAGACAGGCAAUUUAGCAAGGGUCUAAUCAGCAUUGAUGGGCGAGUACUGUCUAGGGAGAACGAUUUGGUGGUUGCAAGUGACACCCUUGAUAGCUGGCUCAGCAGUGUGGAGGUGAGAUUUGCAACUGUUCUAAACUCAGUCGAGGGCACCUUUCAAAUCCAGCUUCUUGAGGGGCAUUACUAUGGAACCAUUACUGUUGGCAUCUCAGGCAUCGAACACAGGAUUGUGAUUCAUGAUAGCGAGGCGGAUGGUGUGGUGACAUGUGAUGAAAGUGGAGCUAUCACACUCCGUCGUCGUGUCAUGACUCUCUGUCUAUUAAGCAGAAAGUUGGUGUUUCACAUUGAUAAUAAGGCUGGUGGUGUUCUGGGAGAACAAACCAUUGAUUUCACUCCAUCCCGCACUGGUGCAGAUCAAGGGGAAACUUGGUGUGGUGAUGGGAAGUUCCAGGUGAGGGUUGAUUGGUCCUUGAUGGACUACAUGCAGUAACCGUGUUGACUUGUGAGUAAUUGAUGCAAUGGAUUUCACUCCAUUUAUUUAUAAAGCCGGGCUAUGAGGCCUUUUGUUUUAAAA
This is a messenger RNA of Lolium rigidum, 1342 nucleotides long. RefSeq lists its product as uncharacterized. The record is from RefSeq and is a predicted model, not a curated record. NCBI's taxonomy places the organism in Eukaryota, Viridiplantae, Streptophyta, Magnoliopsida, Poales, Poaceae. The transcript has 4 exons. Bases 86 to 1258 code for a protein of 390 amino acids.